AUGUCACCACAACCCGCUGCACUCCACGCUGUCAGCACCGUACAGGUCUCACAUCACCACAGCCUGCUGCACUACACGCUGUCAGCACCGUCUGCAUCCGACGUCACCACAGCCCGCUGGAAUCUACGUUGUCAGCACCGCCCGGGUCUGACUUCACCACAGCCCGCUGCACUCCACGCUGUCAGCACCAUCCGCGUCCGACGUCACCACAGCCCGCUGGACACCACGCUGUCAGCACCGUCCGCGUCCGAUGUCUUCACAGCCCACAGGACUCCACACUGUCAGCACCAUCCGCGUCCGACGUCACCACAGCCAGCUGCACUCCAUGCUGCCAUCACCGUCCGCGUCCAACUUCACCACAGCACGCUGCACUCCACGCUUCACCACAGCCCGCUGCACUCCACGCUGUCAGCACUGUCCGCGUCCGACGUCUUCACAGCCCACAGGACUCCACACUGUCAGCACCGCCCUCGUCCGACGUUACCACAGCCCGCUGCACUCCAAGCUGUGAGCGCCAUCGGUGACCGACGUCACAACAGCACGCUGCGCUCCACGCGCCCGCAGCACUCCACGCUGUCAGCACAGUCCGUGUCCGACGUAACCACAGCCUGCUGGACUCCUCGCUGUCAGCACCUUCCGGGUCUGACAUCACCACAGCCCGCUGCACUCCACGCAGUCAGCACCGUGCGCGUCCGACGUCACCAAAUCCCGCUGGACUCCACGCUGUCAGCACCGUCCAUGUCCGACGUCACCACAGCACGCUGCACUUCACGCUGUCAGCACCGUCCACGUCUGACGUCACAACAGCCCACUGCACUCCACGCUGUGAGCAUUGCCCGCGUACAACGUCGCCACAGCCUGGUGCACUCCACGCUGUCAGCACCGUCCGUGUCUGACGUCACCACAGCCGGCUCGAUUCCACGCUGUCAGCACCGUCCGUGUCCGACGUCACCACUGAAUGCAGCAGUCCACGCUGUGAGCAUCGUUCAUGUCCGACGUCACCACACCCCGCUGCACUCCAUGCUGUCAGCACUGACUCCGUCCGACAUCACCACAGCCUGCAGCACUCCACGCUGUGAGCACCGUCCGUGUCCGAGGUUCCCACAGCCCGCUGCACUCCACUCUGUCAUCACCGUCCGCUUCCGACGUCACCACAGCCGCCUGGACUCCACGCUGUCAGCACCGUCCAUGUCCGACGUCACCACAGCCCGCUGCAAUCCACGCUGUGAGCGCCAUCGCCCGCAGCACUCCACGCUGUCAGCACAGUCCGUGUCCGACGUAACCACAGCCUGCUGGACUCCUCGCUGUCAGCACCUUCCGGGUCUGACAUCACCACAGCCCGCUGCACUCCACGCAGUCAGCACCGUGCGCGUCCGACGUCACCAAAUCCCGCUGGACUCCACGCUGUCAGCACCGUCCAUGUCCGACGUCACCACAGCCCGCUGCUGUUUACGAUGUGUGCACCGUUCGCGUCCGACGUCACCACAGCCCGCUGCAUUCCACGCUGUCAGCACCGUCCGUGUCCGAAGUCACCACAGCCUGCUGGACUCCACGCUGUCAGCACAGUCCGUGUCCGACGUAACCACAGCCUGCUGGACUCCUCGCUGUCAGCACCUUCCGGGUCUGACAUCACCACAGCCCGCUGCACUCCACGCAGUCAGCACCGUCUGCGUCCGACGUCACCACAGCCCGCUGGACUCUACGCUGUCAGCACCGCACGGGUCUGACUUCACCACAGCCGGCUGCACUCCACGCUGUCAGCACCGUCCGCCUCCGACGUCACCACAGCCCGCUGGACUCCACGCUGUCAGCACCGUCUGCGUCCGACGUCACCACAGCCCGCUGGACUCUACGCUGUCAGCACCGCACGGGUCUGACUUCACCACAGCCCGCUGCACUCCACGCCGUCAGCACCGUCCGCGUCUGACGUCACCACUGCCUGCAGCAGUCCACACUGUGAGCAUCGUCCAUGUCCGACGUCACCACAGCCCGCUGCACUCCACGGUGUCAGCACCGUCCCCGUUGACAUCACCACAGCCUGCAGCACUCCACGCUGUGAGCACCGUCGUGUCCGACAUCAUCACAGCCCGCUGCACUCCACUCUGUCAUCACCGUCCGCUUCCGACGUCAACACAGCCCCGUGGACUCCACGCUGUCAGCACCGUCCGUGUCCGACGUCACCACAGCCCGCUGCAAUCCACGCUGUCAGCACAGUCCGCGUCCGAUGUCACCACAGCCCGUUGCUCUCCACGCUGUCAGCACCGUCCAUGUCCGACGUCAACACAGACCGCUGCACUCCACGCUGUGAGCACCGCCCGCGUCCGACGUCACCACAGCCCGCCGCACUACACGCUGUCAGCACCGUCCGUGUCCGACGUCACCGCAGCUUGCUGGACUCCACUCCGUCAGCGCCGUUUGUGUCCGACGUCACCACAGCCCGCUGCACUCCACGCUGUCAGCACCGUCCGCGUCCGACGUCUUCACAGCCCUCAGGACUCCACACUGUCAGCACCGUCCGCGUCCGACGUCACCACAGCCAGCAGCACUCCACGCUCCCGCUGCACUCCACGCUGUCAGCACCGUACGGUUCUCACAUCACCACAGCCCGCUGCACACCACGCUGUCAGCACCGCCUGCGUCCGACGUCACCACAGCCCGGUGGACUCCUCGCUGUCAGCACCGUCCGCGUCCGACGUCACCAUAGCCUGCAGCACUCCACGCUGUGAGCACCGUCAGUGUACGACUUCACCACAGCCCGCUGGACUAAACAAUUUUUGCACCGUUAGUGUCCGACAGCACCACUGCCCGCUGCACUCGAUGCUGUCAGCACCGUCCGUGCCCGACGUCACCACAGCCAGCAGCACUCCACGCUGUGAGCAUUGUCAGUGUCCAACGUCACCACAGCCCGCUGCACCCCAUGCUGUCAGCACCGUCCGCUUCCGACGCCACCACAGCCCGCUGGACUCCAAUCUGUCACCAACGUCCGCUACCGACGUCAACACAGCCCACUGGACUCCACGCUGCCAGCACCGACCACGUCCGACGUCACCACAGACCGCUGCACUCUACGUAGUCAGCGCCUUCCGUAUCCGACGUCACCACAGCCCGCUGGACUCCAGGCUGUCAGCACCGUCCUCGUUUGACGUCACCACAGCCCGCUGGUCUCUACGCUGUCAGCACCGCCCGGGUCUGACUGCACUACAGCCCGCUGCACUCCACGCUGUGAGCACCGCCCGCGUUCGACGUGACCACAGCCCGGCGCACUACACGCUGUCAGCACCGUCCGUGUCCGGCGUCACCGCAGCUUGCCGGACUCGACCCUGUCAGCGCCGACUGUGUCCGACGUCACCACAGCCCGCUGCACCCCAUGCUGUCAGCACCGUCCGCUUCCGACGCCACCACAGCCCGCUGGACUCCAAUCUGUCACCAACGUCCGCUUCCGACGUCAACACAGCCCACUGGACUCCACGCUGCCAGCACCGUCCACGUCCGACGUCACCACAGACCGCUGCACUCUACGUUGUCAGCGCCUUCCGUAUCCGACGUCACCACAGCCCGCUGGACUCCAGGCUGUCAGCACCGUCCUCGUUUGACGUCACCACAGCCCGCUGGUCUCUACGCCCGGGUCUGACUGCACUACAGCCCACUGCACUCCACACUGUGUGCACCGUCCGUGUCUGA
Schistocerca americana (American grasshopper) is the source of this 3681-nucleotide messenger RNA. Its product is annotated as mucin-6-like. The transcript is spliced from 5 exons. Lineage: Eukaryota; Metazoa; Arthropoda; Insecta; Orthoptera; Acrididae. The coding region runs from base 1 to 3681 and encodes 1226 amino acids. The record is from RefSeq and is a predicted model, not a curated record.